Messenger RNA from Xenopus tropicalis (tropical clawed frog), 3247 nucleotides. RefSeq names its product Rab interacting lysosomal protein like 2 (gene rilpl2). Lineage: Eukaryota; Metazoa; Chordata; Amphibia; Anura; Pipidae. Gene Ontology annotation, cellular component: cilium; membrane; centrosome. The transcript is spliced from 5 exons. Gene Ontology annotation, molecular function: protein dimerization activity. Bases 115 to 720 code for a protein of 201 amino acids. The record is from RefSeq and is a predicted model, not a curated record.
CCUCAAAGUUGAGGCGAAUGAAAAAGGAAGUGACAGAGUUGAGGAAAGCUAAACCUGUUUCUUUACAGCGCUUCGUCGGUCCUGUAAGGAGAGGUGGACUGGUGGAGAGAAGUCAUGGAGACUGAGCAGGAUGAGGUGGCUCAAGAUGAGCUGGGUCCUGAAAUAGCUUUGGAUAAGGACCCAUUUCAGUUGACAGUGGAGGAUGUGUAUGAUAUCUCUCACAUAGUAGGGCAGGAUCUGUUGAAAAUCAGCAGAGAGGCCCGUGGAGUGUCUAGCCUUGUGUCUGAUCUGCAAUUCAAAAUAGUCAGGGUGCUGGAAAUGUUGGAGGCACUGGUGAACCAAUCCAGCCUUUCUGCAGAGGAACUGAAAAUGGAAAGGGAUAAUCUAAAGGCUGAAGUGGAGAGACUUCUUAAGGAUGGACCUCAGAUGGGCGUUGGACCAGAUAAAAUGGUUAUAGACCUCACAGACCCAAAUCGGCCUCGUUUCACACUGCAGGAGCUCAGAGAUGUAUUACAAGAACGUAAUAAACUGAAAGUUAAACUUCUGGUUGCUCAAGAUGAGUUGCAGUGCUAUAAAAGUGGAAUUAUUCCUUCACCUGAUGAUCAGAUUGUAACCUUAGAAAAUGAAUCUAUGAUUACAUGCUCACCAAGAGAGAAUGAAAGCAAAGAGAAAUCAACUGUUAAAAGCUUGUUUUCUUUUAAACAAGGGAAGCAAACAUGAAACUGGAUUUAUUGCAUUUUUUGUCGUUUUACAGAAUGUUGUUAUUGUGUAUAUCUUUGCAAUCAUUUUUCAUAUGUGAAAUUAUUACUGGUUCAUGUAAGAAUAUUGACUUGCAUUCCAUUUAAGAGAAUUGCUUUAAUUGUUCUAAACCAGGACUUCCCAGCUACAGACCUCAGUAGUUUUAAGUUUCCUAUUCUCCAUUCCAUCAUUUCAAAUAACGCAUUUUUUUAUAGGAAUGGGAUUUUUCUGUAAUUCAAAUCACUUACCAUAUGUCUGCCAAAUAUCAUUUAUAAGGGUUGUCUUGCCUCUAAUUUAUAUAGUUAUCAUUAAGUUCAAGCUUCUGUUCUAUUAUUACAGAUAAAAAGGAAAUCAUUUUUAGAAUUAUUUGCUUAAUAUGAAGCCUAUGGGAGCUGGCCUUCCCAUUAAUCAGAAGCCAUUUGGAUUAUAUGGUCCCUGGUUAAGGGAUCCCAUACCUGUAAAAUAUUAUAGUUUGGUAAUAUAACACACUGGGGAAAGUUGAAAGAUUGGAAUGCCAAUGUAAGCAACCAAGCACUGAGGGGAGGGGAAAUGGGAGAAAAGAAUGGACCAACUUUGUAUUAAUUCCCUUUGUUUGAAGAGAGAUGUUGGACAGGCAGGUAUCCAUAUACUUUUGCCUGUAUAAUACAUAUGAAUGAAUGUAAUGCCAGUGUUUCCUGCCAUGCUUAAUUAAUUUUAUUUUACACAUCCUUUAUAAAAUUAUAUAGGUAUGCAUGGAAACUUUAUCAUUAAACCUUUGUUACUGAGCAUGUAUGUGUAGCCCUCUUACUGAAUCUGGCCUGAGAGCUUACAUGUACUGUAUGAUUAUGUUCCACUUUUAUAUGGAUACUUUACAAUGCUAAUACAUUUUUUUUUUUAAUUUGAACGUGUAAAAAUUAAUUAAAAUAUACCAUUCAAGUCUUGUCUAUACUUUAUUACUGCACCACAACUAUCAAGGAAAUGAGCUUAACAUCUUACCUCCACAUAAUAAAUCAUACCCAGUGCAAUUGCAAUGCAGUGUUUUAGAACUAUAGGUUCUCUUAAAAUGCAGCUGUCAUGCCUAAUUUUUUUUUCUCACUGGAGCAAAGGACUGGGAAAAUUUGUACUGUCACUACAGCUAUUUUGGGGGGAGGAAAUUAGAGGUAAUAGGUGCCAUUAAGAACUAGCAAUAUCUAAAAGCGAGCUUGUGGCAUCACAACUCUAGCAUAAAAUCAAUGUAGGGUUCCCUAAUACAUAUCUCUUUGCUAAGCUCACAUUUAUAGUAAAUCACCCUCCUCUUUCUUGUUCCUCUUGGCAUUUGCUUUUUCAUUUUUUGUUUAACCAUGUAGUUCCAGUCAAAUUUUGCACUGCCAGAGCUGUACCCACAAGAGUACAAUACUGAAUUUUAAAAGCACCACUACAUAAGAAAGCACUUUAGAUUGCAAAGCUCAAAAACCGUGGUUUACUUCUGGAAACCAUAUAUUCUGGCAAAAUACACUGACAAAUUUAUUAUGUUGUUCUAAUACAAAACUUUGCUAAAUUAGCAUUUAUGAUAUUUUUGAAAAUGUACUCAAAAUGUAGUUACUGCAUUUUACCUUAUAUCUAUAGGUACACAGAUAAAAGAUCAUAAAUAUAAAUGCCAUGGGGAUUCCAAACAGUUUGUUGCCCUAUGUGUUUAUGUGUAGGAUUACCAAACACUGUGGCUUGUAGAAACUCCCAAAAUAAAAGUGAUAUAGUGCAUCCAGUACUUUUCAUGGCGGAUACUUCAGAAAACAAGGCAGGUAUCUGAUCUGGUUAUAGAAAGGGGCACAAUACACAUGCUCAAGACAAGGUUAAAACAGGAACACUAGUAUAUAGGAUUCUUGUAUUGACUCCCAAGCCUGAUGUUGAAGACUGUACCCAGUUCCUCUGUAAAACCAAGUUGGAGAGAUUUUAAAGGGGAAAUAUGAAAAUUUAAGCUUCUUCAAACUUUCUACAUACAAUUCUGGACCAUGUCUGAAAGUUCCUCUUUACUAUGCUCUCAGCAUCUGUCUCUUCUUAUGCAAGAGUUGGCGUUAUAUUAUGAUAUUAUAUUAUCAGAUCUAAUCUUUUACUGUAGAUUUAACUCUUAGAGCCCCCCCCCCCCCCCUUUCCUAGCAGGUGUUUAAGAGCUAACUCAAAUAACUGAUUCCAGAAUAGUCCUAACAAAAUAACUGAAUUUUGGCACAAAUCUUGCAUGUAGAGUCAAUUAUUUUGAGAGAGUGAGCUUCAAUACAUCAUAUAGGCGAAGCCUACAUGAGUGAAGACCGACAGAGAGGGGGAUAGCAAAAAGCAAUGGUAAAUGGUACAGAAUGUAAUUGGUUAUAUUUAGGAAAUGUCUUAUUUAACUAUGAUAAAGCUUGUAUUCAUUUUUUGUAGCCCACCUUUGUUGUAAAGCUAAUGUCACACAAUCUUACAGCAGCCACAUAACUAAAGUAUUGCAUAUUAUGAGAAAGCUAAUUUUGAUAUUCAAGAUAUUUUAGCCUUAGGAUAAAAAAAAAAAAAAAAAAAAAAA